AUGAGUCUGGACGAUUUCUGCGUCGCCGUGCACCGAACCAUCUGUGAGGAAGUAUCGUCGAUUUCUUUGGACGAGCACGUUGAGGCUGCGGGACCAAACCAGGUGGGCGGAGCGGACCCACCUGGUGGAGCGGACAAGUGCUUGUUCAUCUGGCGCUUGUGUGCAGUGAACAUGCUCAAGUUGCGGCUGAACCAGCUGCUGUCCUCCGAGUGUCUCAAGAUGCCGUCGACGCGGCCGCCGUCGACCGAAGGCACGCCGAUCAUCUUGUUACAGGACGCAGACGGCCCAGAGGGCGCAUAUCGGGCAGGCAAGGCAGCUACGCUGGAGUCCUCGCUUAGUUGUAUUCACUUAGAUCGUCUGGAGGGCGCAGCCGGGCCCAACAUCCACGAGCACGUGGUCACGCCUGCAGCAUUGUUGCAAAUGGUCCGGAUCGCGAACACGCAUUUGGGUGUGGCGCUGAGUCACUUUGACGCGGUCUCGCUGCCCAAGGGAAGCAUCCACCAAGUAUUGUUGGUUCUCGAGUUGCACCGGCUCCGUGGGAACGUGGUGGCCGUGGCAAACUUCUUGGCAGGCUGUGUGCCCCAUCUUUUCUCGCAUCCGAGCAUCGUUCGUCCCCACGACAUCCAGGACUCUCUUAAAGACAUGUGGCCUACCUGCUGGCCCACGCCCGGACCAGCUGGUGGCCCCAAGACAGUGGGCGAGUGCACCAGCUUCAUCUGGGGCGUGAUAGCGGACAUCCCGCACGGAUCCUUGGUUGCACUCAACGUGCUCCAUCAAAAGUACGGAAGGAGCGACGUCUGGUUCGCCAAAAUGUACGACGCCAUCGAGUCCAUUGCCGGUACCAGACUCCGCGUCCCCUUCACCCCGGAGUCCGGGGCCACCGCUCUCCGCAGGGCUUGGGUCGACGCUAAAAUCGCCGCCUGCCGGAAACGACUCCUGCGCGUAGCUGAAACAACCUCUGUGCCCGGACCCUGGGAUCUAAACCUCCCCUCCACAGCCCCUGCGCGUUUCGCGACCCCUAGCGACGAGAACUCACGUAUGCGCACACGCGUGCACACACACGAUCCGGCCGCCCGCGAAGCCGUCACCGUGUUCGUCGACUCGCCUCACAUACACGCUGGCAAAUGCAACGCCUGUGGCGAGAGCCUCCACCUGGAAGGUGCAUACACCGCCAAACAUCUCGGCGACCUCCGCUGGCUGGAACUCAAACGGUCCCUCGCUGCACUCGAGAUCGACUCCAACGGCACCACUUGGCACAGAGACUGCCACACGCUGGAAGUCAACUGGGUGAGCCACUGCCGAAACUCUCCCCACAGCCACAACAGCGCUGACUCGUAG
Gregarina niphandrodes is the source of this 1338-nucleotide messenger RNA. RefSeq lists its product as hypothetical. Bases 1 to 1338 code for a protein of 445 amino acids. The transcript has a single exon. The record is from RefSeq and is a predicted model, not a curated record. Lineage: Eukaryota; Apicomplexa; Conoidasida; Eugregarinorida; Gregarinidae.